CGCUACACAAGCUCAACCAACCGCCGCCUACACAUUAUGCAUCUCCGCGCUCCGGAGAUGUGUCAAACGACAUGAUUGCUUCUCUCGCAUUUUGUGUGAUUGAUUUCGCAUCAACAAAAUCUAUGGCUGCCCCUCGCGCCGCUGUCCCAUCUUCGCUCACGCCAGGUUGAGGUUGAAGCUUCAAGAUGGCAGCGAUCAAUGGAAUGAGCGAUUCAGAGCACUUCUCGCCAUACAGGGCAGAUGGCAAACUUUACGGCUUUGUGUGUGUGGUGACCGGUGCCACUCAACCUGUUGGGAAGGCGAUCGUUGCUGAACUUGCUGCGCACGGCGCAGCAUGCAUAUAUGCCUGCUCUUCCUUACCCGAUGAACCCUACGCCGAACUUGCCUCCAGCAUCAACUCGCAAUACCCGAACACCAAGGUCAUUGGGUAUCCUUACAAGAUCACUUCUGAAGAAGAUACUCUGGCACUCAUCGACGAUGUACUGAACUCCUGGGGACGCCUUGACAUCUGGACGUCCUCAACCGGACUUCUCGGUCCACCGUCUAUCACCACUACUGGCCCGAGAGAUCUCUACGCCGCGUUCGAGACAAAUGCUAUGCCUGCGUUCUUUGCUCUCAAGUACGCACCAGCCGCAAUGCAGAAGACCACACCCAAGGGAAGCUAUCCCAACGCUGCGCCGAAAGAUGCUCCAUACGGAUCCAUUAUAGUGGUCACUUCCGUGGCCGGCACUUAUGGCGGAUGCUGGGCCCCAGCAUUUACUAUGGCGUCUCACGCCGCACUGGGUGUAGUCAAGUCUGGCGUGACGGUCCUCAAAGGUACAGGUGUUCGUAUCAACGCUAUUACGGCUGGACAAAUCGACGUUGGCGUGGACCUCAAGGGCAGUGGGUUGAAAGAGAUGGAGAGUGGGCAGUUUCCGCCGGCUGCGUUGCAGGACAAGGAAGUUCAGAAGAGGACUAUCGGGCUUGAGAGGGCUGGCAGACCUGAAGAGGUCGCGCGAGUAGCUGGUUUCCUGGCCAGUGGAUUUAGCAGCUACAUCACGGGCGCGGAGAUGAGAGUUGAUGGAGGUGCUGGUGUCAUGAACCCGCUGACUGUGCCUGUGUAGUCAAAUCUUAAGGACGCAAUGAGAAUCAUGAUAAGACUUCGAGAGCCAAAAGGUUACUUACUGUAUAGUUAUAGCAGACCUGAGGGUAGCAUGCGGGAUGUACAAGAGUUCAGCCGCAAAGACCUGCGAUGUGAAUGACGGAGAUGUGCAGAUGGCAAGCAGCUGUACAAUAUAUAGGUUUCAAACGGAAUGCAACGCACACGAAUCCACGAGUCUUCAGUAACCAGCGCUGUUUCUCUGUACCCUCCCCAUUAUUGAGAGUUCGCCGGC
Molecule: messenger RNA, 1373 nt
Organism: Boeremia exigua
Lineage: Eukaryota; Fungi; Ascomycota; Dothideomycetes; Pleosporales; Didymellaceae
Exons: 3
Coding region: 186-1103 (305 amino acids)
Biological process (GO): phytol metabolic process
Cellular component (GO): peroxisome
Molecular function (GO): trans-2-enoyl-CoA reductase (NADPH) activity
Source: RefSeq, a predicted model, not a curated record